Molecule: messenger RNA, 369 nt
Organism: Trypanosoma conorhini
Lineage: Eukaryota; Euglenozoa; Kinetoplastea; Trypanosomatida; Trypanosomatidae
Product: UDP-Gal or UDP-GlcNAc-dependent glycosyltransferase
Exons: 1
Coding region: 1-369 (122 amino acids)
Source: RefSeq, a predicted model, not a curated record
AUGCGGCAGCAAGAAAGCCUCAGCUCCCGAAAGAGAAGCCACCGCAGCGGGGUCGCGGCGUGCCUUUUCCUUCUGACGGCCGCGGCUGUGGCGGUUUUUCUCCUCACCUUCUGCGCCGGCUUCGGGGAGGACCCGCAGCCGCCCGCGGCCGCCGCUGCACCGGCCCUCGCCGCGCAGGGCCCCCCCACCGGCGUCGCCGCGGAGGCCUUCCGCGGCCUCCCGCACGGCCACCUGCGCAUGUGGCGCCGGCACGAGCACCUGGUCGUGCUGGGCAUCCCCUCCGUGGACGACGAGCCGAGGCGGCGGCGACGCAACCUGCAGCGGUGGACGUGCUGGCGCUUCCCCGGUGUGGCGACGCGGGCAGAAUGA